Molecule: messenger RNA, 2049 nt
Organism: Dichomitus squalens LYAD-421 SS1
Lineage: Eukaryota; Fungi; Basidiomycota; Agaricomycetes; Polyporales; Polyporaceae
Exons: 8
Coding region: 1-2049 (682 amino acids)
Biological process (GO): regulation of transcription by RNA polymerase II
Cellular component (GO): mediator complex; core mediator complex
Molecular function (GO): transcription coregulator activity
Source: RefSeq, a predicted model, not a curated record
AUGCGCUUCGACGUCCACUGGGAGCCGGAGAACGGUGCGCUCGGCGUUAUCCCUGCUCUAGAAGACCUGUUCAUGCCGCCUGAGCAGCUUCGAAUCGACCUCGAUAUGGAGAGCCUGCUUCGGACGGUCAUCCGAUGGCAUACUGAAGGCGUCAUGAAGUUCUUCCAAACGCAGCUGCAGCGUGGCGCCAUGACGCGCAACAUCUUCUCGCCGCAAGGGGACGUCGUCUUUGUCUCGAACGAGGGCUCGCCUUCCUCGCAGAUACACCUUUGCGCUGACGAGGUCGUCAUUGUCACUGUCGACCCACGGACGGAACGGCUUACCCUACGUGACACCGGUGAUCUCGCGGCCGCUAGUCGUGAGCCUCGCUUCGCUGCCAUCACGCAGCCACUGAAUGACGCGCCAUUCAUGCUUCCGCAGGCUCUUGUCUUAUUGCGGAAUGCUACUAUCACCGACCUUGCGGAGCAGAAGGUGCAAUAUCUCGGCUUGCAGAGCUACCGGACUCGCAACUUCUCCGCCGACGAGAUCAAGAAGCUCGGUCAGGACGCCCAAGGCCAUAUCUACAUCCAGCUGGGCAACUUCCCGAUGCACUACCUCGUUCUCGUCAUCACCGUUCAGGAUUUCCGGUAUGCGCUUAUAAGCGCGAAGGAGGUCGAGCACUCAAUGAACCACGACCUCGUCAUGGAGGACAUCGGCUGGCUCAACGUUCGUCGAAUACAUGGCAACCAGGUCACGAUAGAAGGAGGCAUGGGACCCGAUCCCAUAACCGGUCAGAAGCGGAAACGAGAGGACGGCAUGGGACGGGUGGGGCCAAGUGGGGAACAGUAUCCCGCCAGCUUCCGUCUGGAGACGAAUGUCCUUCGGGAGCUGUAUGCCUACUGCUGUGCCCGAGUUGCCUACACCAAGGUGGAGCAACAGUUCAAGCUACGCAGCAUUCCCUACACGCAUGUCAGCUCGACGCUCAAUCCGUCAUCCUUCUCCGAGUUCGGUGACGUCCAGUCCUCCCUGGCGCGGACGAUCCCGGCGCUCUGUGUGCAGUCCUCAGAUAUUCUGUCCGGUGCACCCGCCGCGGAAGCCGCCAUGCCAAAUAUCCGCGUCAUCCCUCUCAACUGGUGGUCGACCGAUACAGCGAAGGUCGUCACCUGUGUCAAGCUGAAGUAUGUACAGCAGCCUAUAGGGAAGCGCGCGAGCGGCAGCACCGUUAUUCGACCAUCAAAACGCAUCAUCUACGAUACGCGGGAAGCGAUCGUGUCCUUCUUGUCUGACGACGUCGACAAGUGUGUGGACGAGUUCUUGGAGGAGUGGGCGCGUGUGUCAAAGAUGGUCGUCAUCGCGCGUGAAGUUGCGCAAAUGUCUACGAAGUACUUGUGGACAGAUGUCCGACUCAUCUCCUUCGACCUCCAGACCGUCGAGUUCGCAUACGCCGAUAACUACUCGGUCUCCCUCACCUGCACGGACCAGCUCGCCACAAACCGCAGCUCAUACCACCUCCGCUUCUCCCGUGUGCCGUCCGACGACUUCAUGCAGGUCGAUGACGAACUCGAUGUGAUCCACAACCCCCACGAAGACGCGGAGUUGUACCUCUGCAACCUCCUCGGGCACGGCAAGCUCUCUACCGCCCUCCAUCGACUGGUCACCCUCCUUCGCGAGACGCUGCCCGUCGUAGCCGAGCUGGAGGAUAUCCGCGUCAAGGCAGCGCAGCAAGGCCAUCUCAUCGACAAAUUCUCCAAGUCCGCAGGUUGGUUCCGCAUCCUGUACGGUGGUCUUUGCCACGCGCUCGAUUUCAGGUUUAUGACUGGCACACGCAUCGUGAUCCUCGACGGAUCGCAUACGCUCUUCGACGAGCCUGCGUACUCGCGCGGCCCCCGGAAGGCUCGCACGCCUUCGAGAGUGACCUCGCUAGCAAACACGGGUGCGCUGCAGCCCAUACCGGACUUCCGUGCGCUGGUCUCGGAGGUGAUCAAGGAAGAUGUUCUCCAGGGUGUCAAGGGCCAGUUUGCUCCGAUCGACAUUGGGGUGAUUUGCGACAUCACGGCCACACCGCGAUAG